Molecule: messenger RNA, 813 nt
Organism: Arachis stenosperma
Lineage: Eukaryota; Viridiplantae; Streptophyta; Magnoliopsida; Fabales; Fabaceae
Product: protein MAIN-LIKE 1-like
Exons: 4
Coding region: 1-813 (270 amino acids)
Biological process (GO): meristem maintenance; meristem development
Source: RefSeq, a predicted model, not a curated record
AUGGAGGACGACCCGAAUCGUCUGUAUCGACUUGAUGGAGUCGCGCAUAUCGCUGGAGCUGUCUACCUCGAGCCCCAUCGAUGCAUCAGCAGUAUGAGACGGCAGCACAGUAUGAGGUUGGAUGAUAGGAUCGUUCCUUACUUGCAGAUGGCUGGUAUGUACCAUCUCGCAAGAUUGAACGAGAGUUGGUUUCGGUUGGACGAGCCGUUGGUCAGCGCCUUCGUAGAGAGAUGGCGCCUUGAGACGCAUACAUUCCACAUGCCGUUUGGAGAGUGCACCAUAACCCUACAGGAUGUAGCGUACCACCUUGGUCUCCCAGUCGACGAGGGCGGCCGACCACCAUGGGUGUGGUUUGAGGAGCCGCUCGGGGUGUUGCCUCCUGCGAACUGCAUUGACAAGUUCACAGUGAAGUGCACAUGGUUUGAGGAGACAUUUAGUGAUCUUCCACAGGCGGCAGAUGACGAGACGGUUAGGAGGUACGCCCGUGCGUACAUCAUGAUGCUGCUAUCGACACAGCUGUUUGGGGACAAGUCAGGUACCCGCCUCCACAUCCGAUGGCUACCGUAUGUGGCUAGGUUGGAGGACAUGGGUCAGUACAAUUGGGGUUCCGCUGCGUUGUCAUGGCUAUACAGGUGCAUGUGCCAUGUGGCGAACAGAAAUGUCGUCAAGUUGGCUGGUCCACUGCAGCUCCUCCAGUCGUGGAUCUUUUGGAGGUUCCCUGGAUUUCAACCGGACGGAUAUGAUAUGAGGAGGUUAUCAGCUGAGCUUGAGCGACAAGGGGCCUUGUGUUGCGAAUUGGAGGCUGAGGAUUGA